Molecule: messenger RNA, 1185 nt
Organism: Alternaria burnsii
Lineage: Eukaryota; Fungi; Ascomycota; Dothideomycetes; Pleosporales; Pleosporaceae
Exons: 5
Coding region: 1-1185 (394 amino acids)
Source: RefSeq, a predicted model, not a curated record
AUGACUUUCAACGUCGGCCUUGGAACUGAAGGCCCAGUUGAGCGCGGAUGGGGACUUUGGCUCACCAGUGUCUUAUCUGUUAUUAUCGCCGGUCUUUUCGUCAGCGCACGUCUAGCGCAGCGAUUCAUCAAGAGUAGCGGCCUGGGAAUGGACGACUACAUGAUCAUCGCCGCCUUACUUUCAUCAGUUUUACUCUCUGUAACAGAGUGUCAAGCUGUGGUAUAUGGCUACGGGAGACAUUGGAAAGAUCUACCCGUCGACUCUCGCGUUAUUGCUCGCAAAUGGUUCUAUGGAGCGAAUAUUGUUUACAAAGUCGUUCUCAUGUUCAACAAGAUCUCUGUGGUUUGCCUGUACUACCGAAUCUUCGCCAUCACUACAAAAUCUUUCCGUAUUGCCUGUCAUAUCAUGAACGCUUGGGUCAUCAUGACCGGUUUCGCUUUCACUAUCGCAACUGUUUUCCAAUGUACGCCAAUCGCAGCAUUCUGGGACAAAACCAUAUCUGGAGCCAGAUGUUUCAAGAACGAACCCUGGUGGAUUUCCUAUGCCACCGUUCAAAUUACAACCGACUUCAUGCUCCUUGCAAUGCCUUUUCGAAGAAUCCUAGGACUCUCCAUGGGACGAGCCGAGAAGUUAGGUGUGGCACUUGUUUUCGGUACGGGUGGCUUUGUCACUUUUGCGUCUAUCUAUCGUGCAACUACAAUCGCCAGGUCCGCAAGCGAUCCCGAUCCGACCUGGGGCCCUGUUCCUGCUACAAUAUGGUCAGUGAUAGAAGCCAACGCUGGUAUUAUAUGUGCCUGUCUCCCCAUGCUCCGCGCUCCAUUCGUUCGCCUCUUUGGACCACUUUUUGGUUCGGUAGCCACCAAGGCCACCUCGAAGCGGCGGUCGUACCCCAUGGACUGGAAGAGCAACCACGGGCCAGCUGGCACCGGAAAUAAGAGUAAGGUAUCUGGUAAAAGUGCAUCUGAGCGCGAAAGCGAAGAUGAUGCAUUGCCACCAAGUAGACCGAGUGAGCUCGGCCGCCGGGGCAGUGGCAUCUUUGUCACGAACGAGUUCAGUAUUGAGCGCAACGAGUUACAAAAGCAAGAGACAGAGACACGGUCGUGCGAACAAGAUGGCGACACUAACACUGCGCUGAGCGUGAACGAAGAUAGGCCAGGUGGCAAGAGUCCCUUCUACCACGUCUAA